CAAUCCAAAAAGUCACAAAAAAAUAAAAUUUUACAGUUAUGAUCAAGAAUUUAUAAAAUUUUCAAGACAAUUCCAAAACAGUCAAUACCUUAAAAAAUGGAGUCGCCGCAAAGGAACUCAAAAAUCAAUUCAAACCGUGAAAAUGAGUGCAGAUUCUGCCUUAAAGCCACAAAAACAAGAAUAAAUUUAACAAAAAUAUUAAAGAAAAAAUUUCUGGAACUGACACAAACGGAACUGCAGCUUUGUGAUAAACUGUCGAACUUUAUCUGCUCAAAAUGUGCAAAACAAUUCAAAAGUGCUCAUUCGUACCGAGAAAAACUGAUCCAAACGCAAAAUAAUUUAUUGGAGGAAGUUGCACAAAAUUUCAUGCCGGAAUUGAUAAAUUUGAAGCAGGAAAAAAUUGAAAUUGAAGAGUUUGAGGAAGUUGAUGGACUUGACAGCAGAACUGAAGUUAAACAGGAGCUUGAAGACACAAAGGAACUUGAUUUAGAUGAUAAUUUAUUUGAAGACUAUGAAGCGUUAAGUUUUGAUGACUCAGUGACUGUUGAGGAUGAAGUAAAGGAAAAAGAUCAGGAGGAAAAGGCUAGUGACUUCAAAUGUGAGCAUAUAGGAUGUGAGGAAGUGCUACCAAAUAAGACUAAAUUAAAGAUCCACAUGAAGAAGCAUAAGCCACCAAGAAGAAAAGAUAAGUCAGCAAUGUGUUCUUAUUGUGGAGUCAAGCUGUGUUCGAAGUGGAGUUUGCAUAAGCAUGUAGCUAGCGUUCAUUUAAAGGCUCAAAACUACUUCUGUGACAUUUGUGGCUAUGUAGCAGCUAUCAGGUGUCUUAUACGAAGCCAUAUUAAGACUCAUUUGGAUAUCAGCGAGAGAAAGAUGUAUAAAUGUAAAUCAUGUGAGUUCCAGUCAAUGUCACUAGCAUCUCUAAAACGACACGAGCUGAAUGAGCAUGAAGGAAUGACAUUUGCAUGCCACUGUGGGAAGAUCUUUCGCUAUCAGGCUGCCUUACAAGCUCACGUCAAAGUUGUUCAUCUGAAGCUCAAAAACCAUGCAUGUGAUUGUGGAAAGAAGUUCUACAGUCGAGUAGAUUUAAAUGACCAUCAAAUUGUUUCCCACGGCAAAAGUACACCUCUUGAAUUCUCCUGUGAUCAAUGCGACAAACGUUUCCCAACAAGAAAGCAGCUGAUGAGACACAAGCCUUACCACACAGAAGCCAAAUUCACUUGUACCUACCAUGGAUGUGAUAAAUCUUACAUAACGGAACAAAAAUUAGCUAGACAUAUGAAGACCCACGUUGGUGAGAGAGACCUGCAAUGUCAUUUGUGUGACAAGGCUUACUUUUUCACUAAAGAUCUUCAGAGGCAUCUGGAUGUGGCUCAUAAACAGACAACAUUCUUCUGCGAGCUCUGUGCCUUUACCAAUAACCGCAAAGACUACCUUAGCAAUCAUAUUAAGGCAUCGCAUGGUCACAUAAGUCAACAAGAACGGAAUAAAAUGGUUGCACGAGCGAAAUUUGUUAGGAAUUCUAUCUAGGAAGUAGAUCAUUAGACCUUGCUGGAUAUGAACAUUUUCGGUUGUUUUGGAUAACCUAAAUUUUACCUGUUUUCAUAAUAA
Molecule: messenger RNA, 1608 nt
Organism: Chironomus riparius
Lineage: Eukaryota; Metazoa; Arthropoda; Insecta; Diptera; Chironomidae
Source: the annotation of a GenBank genome assembly